This is a messenger RNA of Scleropages formosus (Asian bonytongue), 6747 nucleotides long. It is a transcript of the gene brd4, whose product is annotated as bromodomain containing 4. Gene Ontology annotation, cellular component: nucleus; chromatin. The record is from RefSeq and is a predicted model, not a curated record. NCBI's taxonomy places the organism in Eukaryota, Metazoa, Chordata, Actinopteri, Osteoglossiformes, Osteoglossidae. The transcript is spliced from 19 exons. Gene Ontology annotation, biological process: regulation of DNA-templated transcription; chromatin remodeling. Bases 9 to 4520 code for a protein of 1503 amino acids.
AUUACAGAAUGCACGCCAAGUCAAAUGACAUGCUGGAUUUUCAAACUUUGGAUGCCCUUCUGGAGAAAAUAGCUCACUACUCAGUGCCUGUGAAAAGAGAGCCCAGUGAGGAGUGCAAUGGGAUCCAUGGUGCUGUCCCAGUGCAACCCGCGCCGGAGUCGACACUGAACGAGUGGGGUUCCUCUGUCCCCCCUCACGUAGCCCCACUCCUCUCUGCUAGCAUGGGGGACGGCUUGGAUGCCACGCAGAUGUCAGGGGGCAGCAGCAGCCACGGGCAGCCCUCAGCCCAGCCCACCUCCUACAACCCUCCACCCCCUGAGACGUCGAACCCCAACCGGCCCAAGCGCCAGACCAACCAGCUGCAGUACUUGCUAAAAACAGUUCUGAAGACGUUAUGGAAGCACCACUUCUCCUGGCCCUUCCAACAGCCUGUGGAUGCUGACAAGCUCAACUUGCCUGACUAUUACAAGAUUAUUAAAUGUCCUAUGGACAUGGGAACGAUUAAGCGCCGCCUGGAGAACAGCUACUACUGGAACGCCCAGGAAUGUAUCCAAGACUUCAAUACCAUGUUUACCAACUGCUAUAUUUACAACAAGCCUGGAGAUGACAUAGUCCUCAUGGCAGAGGCUCUGGAGAAGAUGUUCUUGCAGAAGAUCUCGGCGAUGCCUCAGGAAGAGACCGAGAUCCCAGUCAUGACAGGGAAGGGGCGUGGCCGAGGCCGUAGGGAUGCAGGCCUGAGUGUGAAACCAGGGGCUGUCUUGGACUCUCCAUCAUCCACCCCUCACACCAGGGCACUAUCUGCCCCCCCAUCUGCACCCCAGGCAAGAGGUGCAACCAUGCAGGGUGCCCCACCUCUACCUCCUCCUCCUCCUGCAAUUCAAGGGCUGCCUCCCCGCGUACCCCCCACACUUGGUACGCACGCUCCUCCACAGGGCCCACCAUACUCACUCGGCCCUGCGGACUGCAUUAGCCAAGGCCCCCUCAUGACCUCGGUGCCCCCUCUGGCCCAGACAGCGCUGCCCCCCAUGCCUGUCUCCCAGACAGCUCCACCUCUGGCUAAACAGAGGAAGAGCCAGAAAAGGAAAGCGGACACGACCACACCAACUGCCAACGACCAGCUGAGUGAGUCGUCGCCUGCUACCUCUGAGCCCAGGUCAGGCAAGAUGAUGCCACGGCGUGAGAGCAGCCGCCCAGCAAAGCAGCCCAAGAAGGAGGCACCUGAUUCCCAGCAUCACCUGGCUGCAGGUGUUACCCUUGGCCUCAAGCAGCAGGAGCAGUUGCGCUACUGUGCGGGUAUCGUUAGGGAGAUGCUGUCCAAAAAGCAUGCUGCCUACGCCUGGCCCUUCUACAAGCCGGUGGAUGUGGAGUCACUGGGCUUGCAUGACUACUAUGACAUUAUUAAGCAUCCUAUGGACCUUGGCACCAUCAAGACCAAGCUGGACACCAGGCAAUACCGAGAGGCACAGGAGUUUGCAGCUGAUGUGCGGUUAAUGUUCUCCAACUGCUACAAAUACAACCCACCGGACCAUGAGGUGGUAGCCAUGGCACGAAAACUGCAGGAUGUGUUUGAGAUGCGUUUUGCCAAAAUGCCAGAUGAGCCCGAGGAGACGCCCAUCCCUGCUCCCUCACCCGUGCCACUCCCUGCCCCCGUUAAGCAGCAGCUGCAGCCAGCCCCACCUUCAUCUUCAGACAGUUCCAGUGACUCCUCCUCAGAGUCAGACUCAUCAACCGAUGAUUCUGAAGAGGAAAGAGCCCAGAGACUGGCUGAGCUACAGGAGCAGUUGAAGGCAGUGCAUGAGCAGCUGGCUGCCCUAUCGCAGCCACAGGCUGGCAAGCCAAAGAAGAAAGAGAAGGAGAAGAAAGAGCGUAAGAAGGAGAAACAUAAGAAGAAGGCGGGCGGGCCCCCGCCAUUGGUAGAGGAGCUGCCGGACCCCCCAGCCCAGAUCCCCAAGAAGAACAAGAGCAGCAAAGAGCCUGUGCCGAAGAAGACUAAGAAGCCCAGUAAAAAAGAGGGAAUGAAGUCCAAUCGCGCUGGCCCCCCAGCUGCCCAGGUUCCCUCAGCCCCAGCGUCAUCAGCUCUUGUGGACCCAGAGGAAGACCUGGGGCUGGCAGCUGGAGACCGGUGCAAACCUAUGUCGUAUGAGGAGAAGCGCCAGUUGAGCCUGGACAUCAACAAGCUUCCGGGUGACAAGCUGGGCCGUGUGGUGCACAUCAUCCAGUCCCGUGAGCCGUCACUCAAAAACUCUAACCCUGAUGAGAUUGAGAUUGACUUUGAGACACUGAAGCCUUCGACGCUGCGGGAGCUUGAGAGAUACGUGUCCUCCUGCCUGCGCAAGAAGAAGAAGCUGCCUGUGGCUGAAAAGACAAUGGAAGCGAUGAGCACAAUGAAGGCAAAGACUGGCUCUUCAUCAGACUCAGGCAGCAGUGAGUCCAGCUCCUCUGACAGCGAAGGCUCGGAAGCAGGAGUCAUUUCUAAACAGAAGAAGAAGAGUCACUCUGGGAAAGAGGGGAAAAAGCCCCACCCCCAGGUGGUGGGGGAAAGUGCUACCGCAUGCCUGCCCCCUGUGCCUCAACCUGCACAGCAGCAGCUCAAGCAGUCGCCAUCCCCCUCGGCCUAUGUGGCCCCCCCUGUGCCGACCUUGGAGUCCUCGCAAAUGCUGGGAAAUGCCUUUGACUCGCUACCACACUUCGGCCAGCCGCUGCGGCACCUGUCCCAUCACCCCAGUGAACCGUCACCUCCAGCUCCUCCCAACCUGAACGCUCAGCACCCACCGAGUGGCCCUGUGUCACCCCUGGCAGCUGAGACACAUCCGUUCCUCAACCAGCAUAUGAUCUCCACCCCAGCCCUGCACAAUGCCAUGCCUCAGCAGCCAGCUCGUCCGAGUAACCGCGCAGCCCCCCUGCCUGCCAAGCCUCUCCAGCAACAAGCACCACCACAGCAGCCUCAGCCCCUUCCUCAGCAACCGCAGCCGCCGCCGCAGCAGACCAUUCCCUCAAAGCACCCCCUGCCCCCACAUAUCUUAAACUCUCUACAGCCCCUCCAUCAGCCCAUGCGGCAGCGCCCGCUCUCCCCCCCUACACUGACCCCGCAGGGCCUGCUGUCAGCCCAGCCUCCGCAGAUGCUACUGGAGGAUGAUGAGGAGCCUGUUCAGCUGCCACUCAAUCAGGUGCAGCUAUACCUACAGCACCUGCAGCAGACACAGGCGCAGCAGGCUCCACUACUGCAGUCGGUGCAGGUGCAAUCACAAGCCCCGACUCAGCAGCCUGCACAAGUGCAGCAGGCACCCCCUCAGCAGUCAGCCCAGCUUCCUCAGGCCCCUCCCCCACCACAGCAGCAGCCACUCUCCCAGCAGCACACUCAGCCGCCCAGGCACAUACAGCACUUGCAGCAGCAGAUGUCCUACCCAGCAGGACCUGCUCAGCUCACACAGCCACCGCAGCAGCAGCAGCACAAGGUACCUGGACCCCCUGCGAAGGGGCAGCAGAUACUUCAGCAACAGCAGCAUCCCUCCCCGCACCAGCACAAGCCUGACCCCUACAGCACAGGACAUCUGAGGGAGAGCCCUCCACCACUCAUGAUGCAUUCCCCUCAGAUGCCCCAGUACCCCCCGAUUGCCCACCCAUCUCCACCUCACAACUUGCAGCCCAAGAAACCAGAGCAGCAGGUGCCCCCUGCCCUUGGAGGGGUUAAGGAGGAGAAACUGCCCCCUUCCCCAGUGACACGGGAACCGUUCAGCCCACCCCUCCGCCAGGAGCCUCACAAACACCCUGAAAGCAAGCCUCCACUAGCAGGGCAUGCCCCGCCCAGAUCUGACAUAAAGCUAUUGGACAGUUCACGGCCAGUCAUCCGCUCUCUGGAGUCUGGGGGUCCUGCCCAGCAUUUACCAGAUAAAGACAAGUUCAAACAGGAGCCAAAGACUCCAGUGGCCCCUAAGAAGGAUGUGAAGCUGAAGAACAUGGGCCCAUGGGCCAGCCUUGCUCAAAAGUCAACGUCUGCUCCCUCCUCCACGCUCAAGUCAUCGAGCGACAGCUUUGAGCAGUUCCGCCGAGCGGCACGUGAGAAAGAGGAGCGGGAGAAGGCCCUGAAGGCCCAAGCGGAACAGGCAGAGAAGGAACGCCUGAGGAGGGAGCAGGAGCGACUGCGGAGGGAGGAGGAGGAGGCCAUGGAGCAGGCCAGGAGGCCCCUUGAGGAUUCUCGCCGACGCCAGGAGCAGCAGCAGCAGCAGCAACAACAACAACAACAACAGCAGCAGCAGCAGCAGCAACAACAACACUCGCAGCCAGUGCAGCCACCACAGCCCGUACAAGCCCAGCCAUCUCAGGCACAGGGGAGUUCAGCCCCCCAGCCACCCCAGUCAAGUGCACCGCCACCCACCUCGUCACAGAGUGCACUGGACCAACAGAGGGAACUGGCACGCCGCAAGGAGCAGGAGAGGAGGAGGAGAGAAGCGAUGGCAGCAACAAUUGAUAUGAAUUUCCAAAGUGACCUGAUGGCGAUCUUCGAGGAGAACCUUUUCUGAGUGCAAGAGGAGAACAGAAAAGUGUCACUGAAUAAAUGCAAAUAAAAGUGAGCUGGGGUAAUCGAUGAACUCAAACUCCCCUGCACAUGUGGGGUGGGGUAGUAGGGGAGACCAAAAUGACAAAAGAUUGCAACCCAUCUGAUGGAGCACCGGACACGGAGCUGAGACUGCUGAACUCGAGGGAUAGGCCGCCCCCUGGUGGCUGUGCAUUAAGGACCUGACAGUGGGGCAAAGUAAUAGACCCCUCUUUGUAGCGGUCACCAUUGGCACAGGUGAUAGACUGCCAGUACCAUCUGCAUCUGCCACAUGUGGGCCAUGUGCAGAUACCUGUCCAGCUGGAAAUUACAAAUUGAGUGGUAUUGAAAAAGAAAUGGUCAAAAAAGAAAACUAAGGAAGAAAGGAUAAACUGCUGGACUUGAGGGGGGGUAGGGCAAUGGCUUUAAGAUGGUGGUGUGGCCAUUUUUUUUUUUUUUUUUUUGGUUUUAUGAAUUUGAAGAGUACAUGCAAGCAGGCAAGGAAGUUGAGGAGGGGGACAGCUUGAGACUAGUCUUCUCAAGAGAGGAGGGUAUCGAGAACUUGCCUUACACUUCUGAUCUGUAUACAUACACAAUAUAAAUAUAUAUUAUAUAUACACACCUGCACACAUGAACAAACAGUUGAAAUGGAUACUAAUUCAGUCCUGUUGGGAGCUCACAGCUCAUUCUGCAUCUGUAUCUCAUUUUGUAGGAUCUACUGUAAAGAACUUUUUUAUUAUCUUAAGUGGUUUUAUUUAACAUCCCUCACUGAUGCCCUUUGCUCCCCAUUUAUGCCAAACUUUUUCUUUCUAGUGCUGACAACUCAUUUAAGCUUUUUUUGCUUCCUUGUAGAAAAGGAAUAUAAUAUUAAAUAUUUAACUUUUUCUUUGCCCUACAUCAAUAAGCAAGGUAGUGCAUGAAUGAAAGUGAAAACAGAUUUUGCUACAACAUGGCAACAAGUAAAGAAGAUGGCACCGGAAAAGCAGCCGCUGCCCUUUUUCACAGUGUGCUGUGACAACUUGUCCAACUCCCCCCUUUUUUUUCCUCCUUUUUUUUUUUAAAAAAAAAAAAAAAAAAAAAAACCACCAAGGGAGGUUGUGCCAGUGUGGUUCUUCAUCUUGGUGUGUUUGCGAUGCUUCCAGAGCAGUAUAGCAGUCUUAUUUAUCUCUCCCUCCACCUCUAAACUGUUGGACUCUGAGGACAGGGCUGUGGAGUAGCAUAGAGUCACUGCCCGCCACCCGCACCCCCAUGCAGGCUAAUGAGACUCACCUCUCUGCCAAUCUUGUGGUCCUAGCAUGCGUGCUCUCAUUGCAUACCUUUCUACCUGGACUUUAAAUCCUAGGCACAUGGAAAGCUGUAGCAGAAGCUUUGGGGGAAAAUUACGAAAUAUGGAAGUGAACAUUUCAUUAUCAUUCUUGUUGGAUUGUAGUGGCGUGAGUUCUUACUCUUCAGGCAGCAAAAGAGGAGUGUAAGACUUUGAAAUUUUUCCCUAGUGCCCUCCCCCCUUUGGAACCUGUAUUGUAUAAUUCUAGUUGGAAUUGAUAACAUUUUGAAAGGGUUAGGGUGGGUGGUGAGGCAGGAGGGAUUUGUGUACAAAUAGGACACACUGUACACAUACAGCAUUUUACCCACUUAAUAUGAUCCAAUUUAAGUCUAGUUUUAGCUGUUUCUUUGAUGUACACCAGACACAAUAUAUUUCUUCUCUCCAGUUGGUAUAUUUCAAGUUGAGAUUCAGCAUAGUCUCAGAGCUGUGUGUAUGGGUGUUUGUGUGUGUUACAGUUCUCAGCACAGUUCAGCGUGCUGACCUGCAGACAGUUGUAAGUGUAAAGAAGGAAGAACGAAUAGAUGUUUAAAGAACAAUUCACACUGUUGUUUUAUUUCCUUUAUUCAUUUCAGUGAAGGUUAUUUGCGUAAAAUUUUUAUAAUUUGGUUUAAAUAAGCAAGAGAAAAAAUGCGCAUUUCCUCAUUCCUUCAUGCCUUUUACUGUAUUCUGAUUUUUGUUUCCAUGUUAACAGUUGGAUGUUAUGUGCCAUAGAUAUCUGUUCCGCAAAGAAAGUGCUGACCUUCAGCUCCGCAAGUUUGCUUUAUUCAGGUUUUUACUUUUGUGUCUUUUUUGUGUGUGUUUGGUUUUUGUGUUUUCCUCGAUUACCGUUGCUAUGCCAGAGUUCGGAGAGGAACAGUAGUCUACGAUCAUGAAUAAACAUCUUUUUUUU